Messenger RNA from Tigriopus californicus, 4136 nucleotides. Its product is annotated as citron Rho-interacting kinase-like. Gene Ontology annotation, molecular function: ATP binding; protein serine/threonine kinase activity. Bases 140 to 3604 code for a protein of 1154 amino acids. Gene Ontology annotation, biological process: peptidyl-threonine phosphorylation; actomyosin structure organization. Gene Ontology annotation, cellular component: cytoskeleton; cytoplasm. The transcript is spliced from 3 exons. NCBI's taxonomy places the organism in Eukaryota, Metazoa, Arthropoda, Copepoda, Harpacticoida, Harpacticidae. The record is from RefSeq and is a predicted model, not a curated record.
AGGCUUGAUCCUCGUUUAGGAAUCCUCAUCCUCGUCACUCAAGAGUGUAGUUCGAGUAGUCUGUAGUGGGCGAAGGGGAUCAAGGUUCCAGUGGGGAGAGACAACCCGGGGACGAAAAUCUUUGACACGUUUUAUCAUCAUGACUGAGGAAUCCGCAGAAAAGCCUGUGUCGUUUCACCAUCGCUUGGGACGAAUUCGAGAAAAACUGUUCCAUAAUGACGAGUCUGGAUUGUCUUUGGAGGGUCUUUUGGACGCAUUCCAGCGGAUCCCUUUACAAGUGUCGGACGACAAUGAUCGUAAGAUCAAAGCUGAAUUCACCGAGUACCAAUCCCUCAUGGCCAAUCCGACCGACUUUGAUAGCUUAGCAACCAUUGGUCACGGCCAUUUCGGUACCGUUCAUCUAGUCCGGGAAAACACGGGCUCGAAUCGGAUUUACGCUAUGAAACGCAUGGCAAAGAAUGGUGUCACCCCGCAGUCGGCUCAAAUCGAGCGCGAUAUCAUGGCCAAGACCAAGUCCAAUUGGUUGGUGCCUUUGAAAUAUGCCUUUCAGGAUCCUCGCUAUUUGUACUUAGUUAUGGAAUACUGUCCAGGUGGAGAUCUACGCCAUCUUUUAGACAGGAACGAUGGUCGCUUGAGUGCGGAAAUGACUCAAUUUUACUUGGCCGAACUCACUUUGGCCAUCAAUGCAGUACAUUCCUUGGGGUAUGUGCAUCGUGACAUCAAGCCCGAGAACGUUCUUCUGGAUCGGUUUGGCCAUUUGAAACUCACCGAUUUUGGCUCGGCCGAACUCAUCGACAAGAAAGAUCAGAAGGGUCAGGACAAACCGAUUGGGACGCCCAAUUACGUUUCCCCGGAAAUUCUUCAGUGUCUGGAGAAUGACGGGGAUGGAUGUCACGAAACAAAGAGCGAUUAUUGGUCCAUGGGUGUCGUGGCCCAUGAGAUGAUCACCGGGAAAACGCCAUUCGCAGAGGCCAGCUCCGUGAAAACGUACCAUAACAUCAUGCAUAAAAAGACUGUCGAUCAAUUGGGUGUGCCAAAGGUGCCCAAAGAGCUUCAACAACUUCUGGACGGCCUCCUAACUGACAUCGAAUAUCGUUUCGGGUACGCGGAAGUUGUCCGACAUGAAUACUUCUUGAAUGUCGACUGGGAUGAGUUGUCCAACGCAUGUGCUCCAUUUAUGCCCAACAUCAAAGAUCUCUCCGAUACAACCUACUUUGACCUGAAUCGCUCCUCCUCCGAAGCACCAGAGCCUGACCCUAGCUCUUUGAAGAAGAAAGACGGCAAGUCACACGCCAUUAUCGGGUUUUCCUACGCCGGCAAACAUCCGGAAAGUCUUCGAUAUAGUCGCCAAUUUGGAGGGGAUGAUUGCUCCGAUAUCGUAUCCAGUCUCAGACGUCAAAAUGAAGAUCUACGAAUAAAGCUUAGCAAAUUGGAGCGAGAGAAACGUUUGAGUGAAAAGCGUCAGUCGACCAAUACGGACUCGGAUUCGAAAUCAGAUCUGGAGAAGUUGAGGAAUCAAGAGAGACAGGAUCUGAAGGUGACAAUUUCGAAAUUGGAAAAACUUUUGGAGACCGAACGCGAGGAACGCUCGCAAAUGGAGAGAAAAUCUGUGGAGAUGCUCACAGAACUGCGCAAAAGCUGGCAAGAACGAGAAGAAAUCAGAGUUCAAGGAAUCAGGUCCAGCUUAGAAAAGGCCGAGAACAGAAAGGUCAAAUUAGAAAACGAACUUCGGGAUGCCGUUCGGAUCAUUGAAGGUCAGACUUCUCAGAUCGAAUCUGCUACAGAUGUGAAAGAGAGCUUGAAAAACAAGUUAAAGGAAUACAAGGCCCGCCUAGAAGAGAGUGUCACGAAGUACAAGCAAGCCCUGAACAAGAUCGAAAGAUUGAAGCACGACCAUUCUGGGGUGGUUCAAGAGCUCGAAAGCAAGGCUUGCACGUCCGUCCGAGAGAAGACCUUUCUCUUGGAUGAGUUUGAAAGCAAAGUUGACGACCUGGAGUCGGAAGUGCAAUCCUUGAAGGAAGAGCUCACCUCGGCCCAAAAAGUGAACAAGGAUCAAAAAGAGACCAUCAAGAAUUUGAAGAAGGAGAAGAACGGUUCUGAAGUGGAAAGAGCCAUUGAGAUGAAGGAGUUGAGGAAUGCCAAAUUCGACGUGGAGCAAGCCAAAGCUGAUUUGAAGUCCCAAUUGAAGGCCGCCAAGGAGGAGAACCAAUUGGCCAGUAGAACCAUUCGUGAGCAAAACGAGAAGUUGGAUAGCUUGGAGAAGAUCUUGGCCAAGUUCGAGAAGAAACUGCAAUCUGCGGAAUCAGUUCCCUCCCCAAAACCAAGGAAGAUCCUUCAAGACAUCCAAGCGCCUCCCACUCAACCCAAACAGCUCCCAUGUGAGUGCAAAGAGGCCAAGGAAGAGGUCAAAAUGAAGGCCAUCGAAGUGAGGAUGUUAGAGCGAAAGAUCGAAAAGUUGGAAGAAAGAAUCAAGUUCCUUCGCGAGACCAUGAUCAAAGAAGAGAAGGAGGGCAGGCUGAAGGCUGAGAGCGAAUUGAAAGAGGCCAAUGAGAAGCUCGAAAAGAUUGACAAGAAUCAGAUGGAGGUCAAGGAGGUGCGAGAAGUUCACGCCCGAACCGAAAAACGGCUACGGGAAGAAGUUGAAACCCUUGAGAAGAAACUCUUAGAUCAACGCCAGAAGGAACAAGAGAUAACCACUCUCAAGAACGAAUUAGAGCGGACCAAGACUCAGAUGACCAAUCUGAAGAAAUCGUCAGACGAAAUGAGUGAAUUCAAAGAUAGCUUUCUUACCCUCAAGACAACUUGCAUUGAGCUUCAAGAGCAGAUCGGCGACUACGAGGCUUUGGUGGACAAACUGGAGCGAAAAGUGACCGAUUUGAAGCAAACCAACGAUCGUCUCACCAAAGAGAUCACGGAAAUGUCGGAAACUGUGUCGAGCGUAAAAAUUGAGAAAAAUGAAUUGCAAUCCAAACUGAUUUACACCGAAACCCAAUUCAAAGCGGUCCAAGCCAAACACAACGACAUCGAGACCUUGUACAAAGAGGAGGAGAAGAGUUGGAACGAGCGACUGAGCCAUUUGAAUUUGUCCAAACAAGACCAGAGCGAUGCUUUGGUCAACCUCAAAAAUCAGCUCAAUGCAUUGGCCAAGAACUACGACUUGGUUAACGAAGAGGUAGAAGGCCUCCGUAAUGACAACCUCGCCCUGAAAGAGGAACGUUCUCAACUCAUUACCAAUUUAUCAUCAUUGAAGGAUUCCAACCUUAAACUGAACAGUGUCAUGGAAGAGAUGCUUGAAAAAAUCGCCAAGAGAAACAAGGAGAUCCAGAAAAUGAAAGAAGACUUGGCCAGCGUUCUCGAGGAUAAAGACAAACAUGAAACAGAAACACAUACCCAAAUCAUUCAAUUGCGAAAGCUAGUUGACCAUUUGCAAGCCAAGAACGAUGCCAUGAAAGUAAAAGGCAAAGCCAAAAAGCGCCACGCCGACCAAAGUUAUGCCCUUUCAUACGAAGAGAUCCAAGAGGAGCUCAUCCAAGAACGGCAUAAGGUCCGAACCCUAAUGGAAGAAAACCGACGGUUCAGAAGUGGAUCUCCAGUUCGAAAAUGACAUUUCCCUUAGUUGUGUAAAGUAAAUCAAUCAUCUGUAUAUGUAAACAUUCUAUCAUUACUCCCCGCUUUCGUCGACAUAAAUAACUAGAAAACAAUCAAUAAUUUGGAGUCUUGUAAAUAAGUUGUGUGAGAGUAACAAAAUUUAGGUUGCGUUACAAGUGAACUUCAAAACAAAAGCUAUUACUUCCAACACCGUAUUGAAUUAGGAUGUUACAAAGACACUUUUCCGGAAGAUUGAUCCCCCAAAUUAGAUGGUUUUCUCAAAGCCGGAUAUUGGAAGAAAAGAAACAAUUUGUGAGACCACCUGGGAAACCCAUGCUCAACCUCGCGACCAUAGGAUCUUCUCAGCACGGAAAGACUAGUCUGUCGAGUCUGUUAACCCGUGCUAGUCAUGAUUUGUUUCCUGAAAUAGAAGCUAAAGCCAUCGAGGACAUUGACAACACUUUACCAGAGCGAGAAAACUCGCAUUCCGUCAAUGCAACUCACCUCGAACUACAGACACACAAUCACCUGAUAAACUUAUCGGAUCU